Molecule: messenger RNA, 1311 nt
Organism: Ilex paraguariensis (yerba mate)
Lineage: Eukaryota; Viridiplantae; Streptophyta; Magnoliopsida; Aquifoliales; Aquifoliaceae
Source: the annotation of a GenBank genome assembly
AUGGAGGGUGGUGGUGUGAACAUGAAAGACCAAUUAUCUCUGCAACCAGAACAAACACCGCCACAAUCACCGCAAUCGCCGCUGCGAAUCUUAAUCAUGGUGGCCUCUAUUGCCGCCGGGAUACAAUUCGGAUGGGCUUUACAGCUGUCUUUGCUGACCCCAUACGUUCAACUUUUGGGUAUUCCACACACUUGGGCUCCUUUUAUUUGGCUCUGUGGACCUGUCUCCGGCAUGCUCGUACAACCCAUCGUUGGAUACUACAGCGACAACUUUUCUUAUCGUUUUGGCCGUCGCUGUCCCUUUAUUGCCGCCGGAGCUGCUCUAGUUUGCAUCGCGGUCUUCCUCAUCGGCUAUGCUGCUGAUAUUGGUCACAUCUCCGGUGACCCACUUGGGAAAACACCAAAACCCCGAGCCAUUGCCGUGUUCAUCGUCGGUUUUUGGAUCCUUGACGUCGCUAACAAUAUGUUACAGGGUCCAUGCCGUGCCCUCUUGGCUGAUCUCUCCGGCGGAAACGCCCGGAAAACCCGAACGGCCAACGACUUCUACGCCUUCUUCGUGGCCGUCGGCAACGUGCUUGGCUUCGCUGCCGGCUCGUACACCCACCUCUACAAGCUAUUCCCAUUCACAAAAACAAAUGCAUGUGAUGUGUACUGUGCAAACCUAAAAAGCUGUUUUUUUCUCUCCAUAGCUCUCUUGUUGAGUCUAACAAUACUGGUCUUAACCACAGUACGUGAAAAGUCAAUAUCUCCAUCGGAACAGGAGAGUUCUGGCGACAUGGUGGAGCGUGGGGAGAGUGAAAGGUCGAGAUUAGCAUGUUUUGGGGAAAUCUUUGGUGCAUUAAAGGAGUUACCUAGACCCAUGUGGAUUUUGAUGUUGGUGACGUGUUUGAAUUCGGUUGCUUGGUUUCCAUUCUUGUUGUUUGACACUGAUUGGAUGGGGAGAGAGAUUUAUGGAGGUAAGGUUGGAGAGGGGAAGAUGUAUGACCAUGGUGUUCGUGCGGGUGCAUUAGGGUUGAUGCUGAACUCGGUGGUGCUGGGUUUCACCUCCCUGACGGUGGAGGUUUUGGGACGUAGGAUUGGAGGGGUGAAGAGGUUGUGGGGGGGUGUCAACUUCUUGUUGUCUUUUUGCUUGGCUAUGACUGUUUUUGUGACCAAAAUGGCUGAGUCAACACGGCGGUUCACGGCGGCGCCUGGUGGCGGCACAACUCCUCUUCCGCCGGUGCCUGGUGUUAAGAUUGGCGCAUUGACUCUCUUUGCAGUUUUGGGUAUCCCUCUGGCGGUGAGUUAUAUUUUUUCAGUUAAAAAAUAUUAA